AGACACCCCAAAAUUGAAUACAUCAAUGCACCCCUUAAAUUCUUAAUUACUAUUGGAUGAAAUAUCAAGUGUACACAUUAUUUAGUGGGGUGUUGCACAGAGAAUAUAAUUCUCAAAUCUCACCCACGUUCCACUCUUCUAUUUAAAAAAAAAAAAAAAAAAAAAAAAAAAAAAAAUCUCACUCCCUUAACCACUAAAUCUCUAUUUUGUCGUUACCUAACCCACUUUUCUCUCCUACACUUUCUAUUUCACUUACUCACUGCAUAUCAAGUUUUAAAUCUCAGCAACAUUAUUAUUGAAUUAUGCAUCAACAAAUUAUCUUUCAUUAGCUAUUUUUGGUGGAGUAGCAUUAGGCAUUGUUGAUAAAUAUUAUCUCUCAAAGUUUAACACAUUUGGGAUAUUUAUUGUAUCAGAUGGAGAAAUAUCUAAUACAACACUUGGAUGAAGAAUUGAGGCGUUUACAAAGUGUGACCCAGCAGAUGGAAGAGUGUAUUCAUUCAAAGAAUCACGAGGUUGAUAGAUUGCUGGAAGUAAUUUUGAGGGCAGAGGAGGGUAGAAAAAAUUCAACGAAUCAAAUUUUGUCUAGUUUAGCAAUAGCAAUUGAUAAAAUAAAUAGUUUUGAAGGUCAAUGUUCAAAGGGGCAUAUGCAAACCGGUUUGGCGAAGAGUAACAUGGAAAAAGAUGCUAAACAAUUUCAGAUGAAGCAAUCUAAUGUUGGUGAAGUGAAAACUAAUGUAACGACUUCAAUUGAAUGUGUAGAUGGUAAACCAGUAAAUAGUAGUGAGAGUGAGGUGAAGUUUGUCUCUGAUUUGAAAAGGAGUGGUAAUGUGAUUGAAGGUGAAAGUUCAAGUGGAAAGCGUUGUAGGACUGUGCCAAGCCGUAUACCCUUUUUUACCCAAUUUGGGCGAACAUUGAAGGAUUUAGGACACAUUAAGGGGAUUGAUGGUGUUGAAAUAAGAGGAUCUCAAAAGUCAUUAUCAGCUUGUAAAUUAUCCGUUAGACAAAGUUCAUGUGUUAAGGGUGUGUCUGAGAUAUGUCCUGUUGGUCAGGAUACUAGUAGUGGGUUAAAUCUUUUGGAACUUUGUAAUUUGAAGGAGAAGAAGGACGUUGGACCUUUUAAAGUUAAUGUUCCACUAGUUAAUGUCGAGAUGGAUAAGAUAAUCUCGUAUUUGUUUGAGAAGAGCUUAAAAUCAAGUGACAUUCUAGUUGACACUGAAUUUCAUCAGUUGGAGCGUCAUAUAUUUCAAACACUUGCUCCUUCUCAGAACAUUAAUGGAGAGAUAAUAAACAUUGUAUCGGAGAUGUGUACACAUAAAAGGAGAGAUUCUAUGAGUAAGACUGGUUCAAACUGGUACCUAACUACUUGGAUGACGAGUAAGUUUACUUAUUCCAAGAAAAGCCAACGAAAUGGUGGAACAAGUAAUCCAAUGAGAUCAUUCUUUUUAGGAGAUUUGGCUUUGUGCGAGAAGAUAUUUGUUCCUGUUCAUGUAAGGUCCGAGGAUCAUUGGAUCUUGUUGAUAGUAAAGAUGAAGGGGAUAAUAGAAAUAUGGGACUCACUUCAUGGUGGAAAGUCUGUUGGGAAUGAAAUUUUGAAGGAAGCGAUAAAAAAUUUGGAUUGCUUUUUAUCUGAAGAAAUAAAAAAGUUGCAUGGGGGAAAUAAGUGGUCAUUUACAGAAUUUGAAGUUAUUAUGAUGGAUGUACCUCAACAGCCUAACACUUUUGACUGUGGGAUCUAUGUUAUCAACUUCAUGGAGGAACGAGAUACACAGUUUCUUGUCCCCCCUAAUUAUGACAGUGAUAAUGAGCGUAUGCGUGUUGCUUGGAAAAUAUUUUCUUCAAGCUUCAACAAAGUUAGGGAGUCUCAAAUCAAGUACACAUAGACGAAGAAUUUAAAGUUGCAUCUCUAACUUUUUCCUGGAUAGUAGUGUUUUUUUAUUAUCUUUUAUGAACAAGAAUAGUUGUAAUUUUUCUUUUUUGAAUGAACAAGGAAAAAUUAUUGAUUUGAAUGAGUACACUUAUUUGUUUGAAAGAGGUAUUACUUUAACAUUUCUAUCUAUAAAUUUAUUCUAUUUCAAGUUUU
Molecule: messenger RNA, 2080 nt
Organism: Cannabis sativa
Lineage: Eukaryota; Viridiplantae; Streptophyta; Magnoliopsida; Rosales; Cannabaceae
Exons: 11
Coding region: 414-1880 (488 amino acids)
Biological process (GO): protein desumoylation
Cellular component (GO): nucleus
Molecular function (GO): deSUMOylase activity
Source: RefSeq, a predicted model, not a curated record